GAGACAGUGCAGCAGUACAUUAUAAUAAGUAGUGAUGUUGUGGUUGUAUUUAGUGGGACUGGCUUUUGCCUUAUAUUACGUUAAUAAGUGGAUUCGAAGCAAUGAACAGUUUGAGAAGAUUCCAGGUCCGCCGGGAAUUUAUAUUGUUGAAAAUGCUUUGGACUUUUUGAUGGACCCUGUUACACUGUUUUAUUACUUUAGGAAGCUGGGCAGUCAGUAUAAGCAGUUUUUUAAAAUAAAACUUGCAUCCAGGAAAUUUAUUAUAAUAUGCAAUCCGGAGGAUACCGAGGCGAUUAUAUCUGGCACGAAGUACAACAAAAAAGGUUUUCUGUAUGGAUUUAUAGAACCAUGGCUGAAGGAAGGACUGCUGUUAAGCGAUGGAGAGAAAUGGCAACAGCGCCGGAAAAUUCUGACGCCGACUUUUCAUUUCAAUAUUUUACGCCAUUUUAAUACGAUACUAGAAGAAAACUCACGAAAAUUGGUAAACCAACUUGCUACCGAGGUCAACAAAGAUAAAACAGAUGUUUCCACCUUUAUUACCGAAUUCACGUUGCACUCAAUAUGUGAGACUGCAAUGGGAACCAAGUUGGACAGUGAGACCAGCAGCGUCGGGCGCAGCUACAAGGACGCUAUUAUAAAACUAGGAGUGUAUGCCGUCCACAGAGCUCAGAGAGUGUGGCUAUAUCCCGACCUUAUCUUCCCUUGGACUCGGCUCGGACGCAAGCAGCAGAAGAUCCUGGACUUAAUGCGCUCCUUCAGGGACAGCGUCAUCGAUAAAAGGAGAGAGUCUAAUGACUUUAAAAAUAUGCUUCUCGAAGUAGCGAAUGACACCGAUGAGCAAGAAAUAUCCGUGGCGGGUAAAAAAAGGCUAGCGAUGCUCGAUCUUUUACUGCAGGCCGAAAGAGAAGGUAUUAUUGAUGCAAAUGGAAUUGGAGAGGAAGUAGACACGUUCAUGUUUGAGGGUCAUGAUACUACCGCAACAGCUCUUCAGUUUACUUUGAUGUUAUUGGCCUGUUAUCCGGAUGCACAGGAUAAAGCCGUCGAAGAAUGCAAUCAAAUAUUUAAAACUCCUGACCAACAAGCAACGAUGUCUGAUUUGUCCCAAAUGAAAUAUCUGGAAUGCUGCAUCAAGGAGUCACUGCGGCUCUAUCCUCCGGUGCACUUCAUUAUGAGGAAGCUCGAUCAGCCUUUAAAAUUGAAUACUGGCGGAAACGAAGUGCCGGCGGGCUCGGACUGCGCGAUCCUGCUGUGGGAGCUGCAGCGGCGCAGCGACCAGUUCGUGGAGGCGCUCGAGUUCCGACCCGAGCGGUUCCUGCAGCCGCCCACGUGGCAUCCCUACGCCUUCAUCCCUUUCAGCGCUGGGCCCAGAAACUGCAUAGGUCAAAAGUUCGCAAUGAAUGAGAUGAAGUUCGCUUUAUCCGCAAUACUGAGAAACUACAGGCUGCUGCCGGUGUCCACUCCUCAGAAUAUCGUGUUCAUUACAGACUUCAUAUUACGCCCUGUUGAUCAUAUUUAUGUUAAAUUUGAAAAUAGACAUCCUGACGGCAAUGUCUACAUAUUGGCUAUCGCUAUUCACCCGAACAACAAUCACAACGUGAUAACAACACAUGAAUACUCUGAUUUAGUUAAUUGUGAGCCGCGGCUGGUGGACUCGUCUAAAAUGUUAAUUUAUUUAUUAUCGACUGCGAUUUUACUGUGCGUCAUUCAUGUGUUUUUUAAUUACAAUAGUGUAGCAAGGGCGCUAAGAAAAAUACCAGGCCCUAAGGAUGCAUUUAUAAUUGGAAACGCGCUUGAAAUUAUAGUUCCACCAGAUAAAUUAAUGGACUUAGGGCGAGACUUUGCAAAGAGAUUUCAUGGAAUUUACAGAUUUUGGUGUUACCCGUUAGGAGCAGUGACCAUCUAUAAUCCAGAAGAUAUAGAGAUAAUUAUGUCAACCAUGAAACAUAGUGAAAAAAGCUUGAUAUAUAAUUUAUUGAAACCAUGGCUACAGGAAGGGCUGCUGCUAAGUAACGGUGAAAAAUGGCAAACUCGUCGUAAAAUUUUGACACCCACCUUUCACUUCAACAUACUGCGGCAGUUCAGCGUAAUUCUGCAGGAGAACGCACAGAGGCUCUUGACUGUUCUUGAGGCGGCAUCGGAGCGCCCCCUCGACGUGGUGCCCGUCAUAUCCGAGUUUACACUUAACUCCAUUUGUGAAACCGCGAUGGGGACGCAAUUAAAUGAACAGGAAACCAAUGCCGCCAGGUCUUACAAAGACACGAUAUACAAAAUCGGUCAUAUUUUCAGCAAACGUUUUGCGAGAAUAUAUUUGUUUUCGGACUUUAUUUUUAAUUUCACGCCGUUAGGCAGCGAACAGAAAAAUCUUUUAAAAAUAGUUAGAAAUUUUACUAAAACUGUCAUAGACCAAAGAAAGGUGCUGCUUGAAAAUAAUAUAAAUUUAGAUACAAUAAAUGACGCCGAAGAAUAUGACGAUAUCUUUAUGAAGAAGAAGAAAAAAGUUGCUAUGCUAGAUUUAUUGAUAUCUGCUGAAAAAGAUAGACUGAUUGAUAGUGCAGGGAUACAAGAAGAAGUCGAUACAUUCAUGUUUGAGGGCCACGACACGACUGCUUCGGGAUUGACAUUUUGCAUGGUGGCGCUAGCUAAUAAUAGGGACAUACAGGUCAAAGCUGUAGCAGAUAUUAAAGACUUGCUUGGCGACUCCGACCGCGCUAUUACCAUGGAAGAUGUUAACAACUUGCCGUACCUAGACCGCUGCAUCAAGGAAUCGCUACGGAUCUAUCCUCCCGUGCAUUUUAUUAGCCGUAAAUUGACUGAAGAUGUUAAAUUGAGCAACAAAUACGAUGUCCCCGCUGGAGUGGCAUGCCACAUCUCCAUCUACGACCUGCACCACCGCGAGGACCUCUACCCAGACCCGACCCGGUUCGACCCCGACCGAUUCUUGCCCGAACAAUGCGCCCGGAGACACCCCUAUGCGUACAUACCAUUUAGCGCGGGACCUAGGAACUGUAUAGGUCAAAAGUUUGCCUUGCUGGAGAUGAAGUUAGUGCUAGCAGAAGUGUUGCGGAAGUUCGAGUUGCAGCCGGUCACCCGCCCGGAGGACCUGAGCUUCAUCGGGGACCUUGUAUUGAGGAACAAGGGCCCCGUCUACCUCAACUUUAAGAAAAGGAAGUCUGUCGCGAUACAGUGAUAGUCAGCUAAAUAUUAAAAGAGAUGGCGGGGCGACCUCGACGCAUUUUA
Cydia strobilella is the source of this 3237-nucleotide messenger RNA. RefSeq lists its product as uncharacterized. The record is from RefSeq and is a predicted model, not a curated record. The transcript has 18 exons. The coding region runs from base 35 to 3187 and encodes 1050 amino acids. Gene Ontology annotation, molecular function: iron ion binding; monooxygenase activity; heme binding. NCBI's taxonomy places the organism in Eukaryota, Metazoa, Arthropoda, Insecta, Lepidoptera, Tortricidae.